ACCACCUCCCCCCAGAUUGAGAUUUAGUUUAUUUUGAUUUGAUUUUCUGUUUUCCCUUUUUAGGACCAGGCCUAAUGUAAAAUACCUCCAGGCGGAGGUUGAAGUGCACACGCCUUCGUUCGCGCGUCCGAGCACUAUUUGCAGACACCCGACUAUGGGAAGGAGUAUUUCUCCGUCGCCGUCUUACCCUAGGAGGAGAUCCUCUCGCUCCCGGUCACCUGUAAAUCCCCGCUAUGGCAACCAUAGAAGCCGCCGGGACCAUAGCCGUUCACCUUACUCUAGCAGGAGAAGAAGUCGUUCGCCACCUUUGAGACACAGGAGAAGCCGUUCCCCUACACCCAAACGCCAUAGGAGAAGACGGAGUCGAAGUUCUUCCUUGGAUUCUCCAUCACCCAAGUCUCGUAGCCCUAGUAUACAAUCAGCUGAUCUUAAAAGUGCAGCAGAGAAACUUAAAAAGGAAGAAGAAGAAAAGAAAAGACUUCAAUUAGAGGCUGAGCUCAAGCAGUUAGAAGAGGAGACAGCAAAUAGAUUGGAGGAAGAAAUAAGGAAAAGGGUUGAGGAGAAGUUGGUUUCUGACGAAGUUAAACUGGAAAUUGAAAAACGAGUGGAAGAAGGUCAGAGAAAACUGUUUGAAGAUGUUGAAGCUCAACUUAGAAAUGAAAAAGAAGAUGCUCUCAAUGAGGCAAGGCGAAAAGAAGAGCAAGCAAGGAAAGAGAGAGAUGAACUGGACAAGAUGCUGGAGGAGAACCGUAGGAGGGUGGAAGAAGCCCAGAGAAAGGCUCUCGAACUUCAGCGUAAAGAGGAUGACCGACUUCGUGAGUUGGAGCUCAUCCAAAGACAACGAGGUGCUUGGCUUAGUAGAGGAGAUAAGCAGCAGCAGGUUUAAUUUGGUGGCUGAACGAGUUGGAAUCAAUUUAUUGUACAACUGACGUUCAUUAUAUAACCUAUGCAUAUAUACCUUCAAAAGUUUAGUGCCAAAAUCUGAUAUGCAAUAACAAAUUCAUUCGAAGUAGUAAUAUUAUCAUGUACUGCAAGCUUGACUAUCUUUUACUGACCAAGGGUGACUUUGGUUUUCGAGUUAUUUUUUAUUUUUGGAUAUGGUCUAUUGAAUUUUGAAAUUCAAACUUCAUAUAAAAUGCCUAAUUGGCAACUGCCAGCUAGGUU
Molecule: messenger RNA, 1164 nt
Organism: Cuscuta europaea
Lineage: Eukaryota; Viridiplantae; Streptophyta; Magnoliopsida; Solanales; Convolvulaceae
Source: the annotation of a GenBank genome assembly